AUGCCGAUUUAUACCAAAGAAAUUCUUGCAUUGCGGGAGUGCAUCCAGACUACCAUUGUUUGCAUCAUCACCAUGAGUUUGGUUGCAGACAAUCAUUUUACUGCCUUCAUUUAUCGCCCAGGGUCUGUCAGUAUCAAAUACAGAGACUCUAUGCACCACCAGCCACCAGGAGAUAUCAUCCCAGUCCUCCAAUGGGUAUUUCAUGGAUUAUUUGAGACAUCAAUCUCCGAAAUCACCUUUGGUUUCAUUCCGAAGCAAGGGCCUGACAAUGGUGAAGGCAGUUGUGGGGUCAUUGCACACAACUUCAUUGAAAUCACAGUUGACGCACACUCAAACAGGGUCCAGUGUUGGAACAGACCCGAAUCUGCAUUAUUCAGAAAUGCAGUUCUUCAUGAUUUAAUUAGCUUUCACUAUGCUUCAAGUCAAAGCGCUGGAGAUUUUUCGGAUUGGACUUCACCAGUUUUGACUCCUGGUGGGCUUGAAAAAGGACAGGUCAAUAUUUCGACAGGCUCCGGAUUCAAUGAUUUCAACAACUUUAGCCCCAAUGUCAGUUACUUCUCCCAAUCCUUCGAUGAUCAAGCUUCUUACCAAAAACCUGGACAGAACGAUCAUCCCGCCUCUCAAUUGAAGACUUCCAUCAUAACAAUUCAACCAAUUCAUCAACCUGUGAACCUGCUGAAAGUGCCAACUCUCGAUAAAUUACUGUCAAUACCACAAUCUCUUUUGCCACCAUUUACUUUGAGCACCCCUGCCUACUCUGUGUCUGCUCCCCUAGCCAAAAAAGUCACAUCAGGCAAUCCCAUCAUGUUCUCGCCCCCACAUCCUGGCCAGAAAUGA
Molecule: messenger RNA, 837 nt
Organism: Laccaria bicolor S238N-H82
Lineage: Eukaryota; Fungi; Basidiomycota; Agaricomycetes; Agaricales; Hydnangiaceae
Exons: 1
Coding region: 1-837 (278 amino acids)
Source: RefSeq, a predicted model, not a curated record